Molecule: messenger RNA, 4404 nt
Organism: Eremothecium sinecaudum
Lineage: Eukaryota; Fungi; Ascomycota; Saccharomycetes; Saccharomycetales; Saccharomycetaceae
Gene: CDC25
Product: Ras family guanine nucleotide exchange factor CDC25
Exons: 1
Coding region: 1-4404 (1467 amino acids)
Biological process (GO): Ras protein signal transduction; positive regulation of GTPase activity
Cellular component (GO): plasma membrane
Molecular function (GO): guanyl-nucleotide exchange factor activity; protein binding
Source: RefSeq, a predicted model, not a curated record
AUGUCGGAAAGCCCGCUCCCACUAAGCCAGAUUAGGUGCAUAGAUGUUGUGCGCGUCUUAUAUGAUUUUACACCAACAAGUAAACAUGAACUCCCUCUGAAGUUAGGGGAUGUAGUAUAUGUUCUUUCAAAGUUAGAGUCAGGCUGGUGUGAUGGUGUUAUUGUUGAUCAUCCAAAUAAGGUUACUCAAUGUCAGAGGGGCUGGUUUCCUCAAGAAUAUGUAAGGUCUUCAAGAGAAAAGCGAUACCCGUAUUAUUUGAAUGCUGGAUGGACUAGCGGUACGAAUAUAAACAACUUGUAUUCGCGAGCUAACUCCCUGGCAUAUGAAGGUUCUGCUCCGAAUCUAAGGAGUGAGAGUAUGAAUGCUAGGCAGCACGGGGGUAAUUUUGCAAGAGUACCAAGCUUGACUUCAAAUGAGGCUGGUGAGUCUAAUUACAGUUACUCUGCAUCGCCAGAUGCUCAUAUGAAGCAAGAUUAUAGACUUGAAAUGAGGCAUCGAGUGCUUCAUGGGUAUCCGGUAAAAGCCGUUGGAAUGAGUCGUGUGGGUACAGAUGAGAUACUUAUGGUCGAUCCAUUACAGAAGCUCACUCUGGAGGAUGAACAUACACUGAGGGACAACAAGAGUAAUGCUUCGGCCCCUCAAAAUCUCGAUAAAAAACAGUUUAUUUCUCCUUCCGAGGCAGCGAUUUUGUACGGAACAGCUCCUAGCGGAGGUUCUCGUCAACUUCCAACAGAAAAGGAUGGAAGCGAGACUUUCACUAAUGAUAAGGAGCAGAGUUCCAACUCUAGAGCAACUUCCUCAACCCUGCCCAAUCCUGAAAUGGUAUUCAGGUCAGUUUUCCCUCAGGAAGAACGGAAUGCUGAACUUACUGCAAAAGACCUUGGUCUCUCUAAGGUGUCUUCAUCUAUCUCACCCAUAGAGAAUUGUAGUACGGAGGCCCCGCAAUCUAUUUGGACGAAAACUUUGGCUUGCAAUCAACUUUCUGGAAAAAAUAGUCUGAGGAGUCGCAAUAAUACCGAUAUUCUACGUCCUAAAGGAGACUCCAAGAGGGAAGCCCUGGCACCAGAUUCAUACUCUGGUCAACCUUUUUUUACUAAUGACGAUCUCUUUUUGCAUCACCCUACUGAUAUGAGAACAUGGACUGAAUUAUGCGAUUCAGCUCUGUACCACAUUAAAUUGUCGUACGAGAAUAUUAUCCGUAACAAUCAGCCGCAGUUUAACAUUCAUAUUAAUCGUACUUCCAAGCGUGUGACGACUUACAUCAUUGCUUGUCGGCUACUAAGAGAUAAACUGCUGGAGAGUGAUAGGUUUAAGGAGACAAUGAAAAUUAUGAAAAGGAUAAUCUUAUCUUUAGGAGGAAUAUCAGUACAUGCCUCAUUCUACUUUAAUUCUGGUCCGUGUUUUCAAUGCACGCCGCAUGCAGACGACAAACACUCGAUGGCUGACGAUAAUGGCUUCAGUAAGAUUCCGCAUUCACAUGUCUCUAGCCAAACCACUGGUGUAAUUGCAAGUGUAACAAGUGACCGAAGCUCAAACAUCCCAGGUUCAAGCGCUGCUGAUGCCGAAAUCCUACCUCAAGCUUGUGAAAGUCCAACCGCUGAAUCAGAAGCAUUAGAUCGGGUACAUGCAUUACCCCAUGGCGACAGAGGUGGAUAUGGUUAUCAUUCUAAAGCAGAUAUAAGGCAAUCAUUUACUUCGAAAGCGAUUGGUCGUGAUAGUGAUGAUAGUAAUCCUUAUGUGGAUGAUGCGCAACGGUUGCUUGAUAACAUUCUCCAUAGGUUGGACACAGAGUAUGCGAUAUUGAAAGACAGCAUUGCUAAACUUACCGUCUUGAUGAAGAGUGAUAAUCCUUUAAGAGAUUCUCUACCACAAACAUACCCCAGAUUGUUUAAAAAUUCCUUUGAUAGUUGUGGCUGGACAAACCCAUUCAAUCAACUAGGCUAUGGACAGAAAGGUUCUCAAGUUGCGCUACAACACUGUUCAAAUAGUGAAGGCCCAACUGUUACAUCUAAUGCAGAGCACAAUGUUAGUGUUGCUCAAGGCAGUAACACAAGUUCCAAAGCAAGUGGUUUCUUUAUCAAUAGAAAUGGAUCAAAAACAUUUUCCAGAAGUAAGUCAGUGAAAAAUGUUACUUACCCAUUGACGGAGGACACUUUUAAGCUUUUCAAAUCUAAGUUAACCCAACUAGCUGGAAAAAGAGAAAACGAUUUACGGGUUUUGAAUCUACCGAAGUCAACUAAACGUAAUCUUGAGGUGGCUGCAUGCACUUAUGAUACAAUUGCAUUGCUGUCGUCGAUGAUUGAUAUUAUGGAGGCUAUUGAUUUAACGUUUUUCGUUAAUUUGAGGGAUUUGCCAUAUGUUGAACCUUCUGCUAACUUAGAUAAGGAAAGUAUGGACUUGAGAGACCAUUGUGUGACAACCGCUACUGCAUUACUUUUGGAGUUUUUUGAUGUGAAACAGGCAGCCCACGACAUAACAAUUGGAAUUAUAAUGGACACACAAAAUCUAACAUUGAGAGACCCGUACGUAUUUGCAUCAAUGCGGGGGGAUUUGACUAAUGAUGGAGAUAGAGAUCGGAAGAAGUAUCAAUUUGUAAGAUUGCAGAAGCUUUCGAAUGCUCUAUGUGACCACUUGACGAAACAGGAUGUAGAAUUCAACGAUGAGAAAUUUCUGGAUACAGAUGCUAUCAUGGUUGCUACACUCGGAAAGUUAAUGAACAUUAUGGAUACAGCAGCUCAAAUCAUAGAGCAGCUUGUUAAUGAACGAAAGCAAACUUUACAUUAUGCCGUUAUGAUGAUGAAAAAUGACUUAAUCGCUGAGUUAGUCAAGGGUGAGCAAGAAAAGUGGUUCGAUACAGAUGAUAACACUUGCUCUAAGUUGAAUUCUACCCAGGAGGUAUCAUCACCGAAUAAUGCUCAACUGGGCAGGGAUACUAGCCUACCGUGGUAUCUAGAGAACCAAUACGAUUACCUUUUAGUCUACGAUGCAAAUGGGAAUAUUAAGGGCGGUACUAAGGAAUCACUAAUAGAGUAUUUGACUAGUCACUUAACUGUGGAUGUAUCUUUUACGAUAACAAUGCUAGUCACAUUUCGAAGUAUGUUUACUACGGCGGAAUUAUUGAAGCUUUUGAUAGCGAGAUAUAACCUAUAUCCCCCCGAUGGACUAAGUUAUGAUGCGUAUAGUGUAUGGGUUACCAAGAAACAUAUACCUAUCAAGACACGUGUGAUAAGUAUCCUUAACCUAUGGUUGUCUUGCUUUUGGGUACCUUCAUACUAUACUCCUAGUUUAUCAGAACUGCUAUCAUUUGCAAAGAUGGCGAAGGAUGAUCACGUCGCUGGAGCUGAUGAGUUAAUUGAUUUAGUGAAAGAAGUCAUUGAGCAAAAGGAUAGUUUUCACGGGUUUACUCCACGUAGAAUACAUUUUUCUACUAUACAAAAAGAUUCGAUUGUAAAAGGAGUAAGAACAUUCCCUUCAGUGAGUUCUUUAGAUCCACCAUUGACGGCAACCUCAUCUGCUACGUCGUUAGCAAACGCUUUUCGCUUGAAAAAGCUGCGUUUAUUGGAUAUUGAUCCUAGCAUUUUCGCUAAGCAGCUGACAAUAAAAGAACAUGAGCUCUACUGCAAGAUAGUACUUUUUGAAUGUCUAGCUAGAGCGUGGAGGACAAGGUAUUGUGACUUUGGUUCAUCAACUAACAUUUCCAACUUUAUUAAGAACUCUAACCAUCUCACGAACUUUGUAUCGUACAUAAUAGUGAAGCAGAACGAUCUAAAACAGAGGAGCCAAGUCAUACAAUAUUUUAUCACAGUCGCUGAACAGUGCCAUCACCUUAACAAUUUCUCAUCAAUGACUGCAAUAGUCUCAGCCAUGUACUCAUCUUCCGUUUACCGCUUGAAGCGUACAUGGGGUAUUGUUCCCAACAACUACAAGGAUAUCCUUGAAAAGCUUAAUGCCCUAAUGGAUUCUACGAAAAACUUCAGUCGCUACAGAGAACUUUUGGAAUCGGUUCGUGAGUUCCCUUGUGUACCAUUCUUCGGUGUUUACCUCUCAGAUUUAACUUUCACCGCAGGAGGUAAUCCUGACAACCUGGAUGGAACUUCUGACAUUAUCAACUUUGGUAAAAGAUCCAGAAUAGUAUCUGUAUUGAAGGAGAUAGAUUCAUACCAGUGCACAGAAUACAAUUUAGAAAGGCACUCAGAUGUCCUAAACUUUUUAGACGAGCAUUUGACUGGAAUACCUAAUAUCGAGAAGCAAUAUGAGCAGUCCUUGCGUAUUGAGCCUCGUAGUGAAGUAUCAGCUGGAUUGAAUACUUCCAGUUACCAUCAAAAGCAUUUCUCAACAUCGCUCAAGGGAAGAAAGUUACGCUUUGUCGCUCGAAGGAAGAAAACUCAAGGCGCAUCUCCUUAA